AAACACAAUAAAUGAAUGCAUUUCUGCAGCUGUCCGCCCCGGCGCUAUAAUAAGCACCCCCCCGCCUCCCCCCCCGUGUUCAGCCUCUCUCAUGCGGUGCUGCUCGCGUCUCCUAAAAACAAAAUGGCUUCGGGAGGGAGCGGCGGCGCGCCGUGUCUCAGCAUCUCCAUCCCGGGACCCCUCGGCAACGUCCUCCCCAGCAACAGCGCCCAGGCUUCGGCCACCAGCACCGGGGGAGCCGCGCCGGCGGCGGUGGCGGGGGGGUCCGGGCGCGCCACUAACUUCAACCCGCAGCCGGGCCCGGUCGGAGGCAGCAGCAGCGGAGACGCAGUUGCGGCUAACCCGGUGACAGUGGCCUCUAGUCCCCCCCAGCCGGCGGGGGCCGCCGGGGUGGAGGCGGCCUCAGUGCUCGUUUACCGAGAGCCCGUCUACAAUUGGCAGGCCACCAAAAGCACGGUGAAGGAGAGGUUCGCGUUCCUCUUCGGUAACGAGGUGCUCAGUGACGUGCACUUUCUGGUAGGAAAGGGGAUGGGAGUGCAGAGGAUACCUGCGCACAGGUUUGUGCUGGCAGUGGGCAGUGCUGUGUUCGAUGCCAUGUUCAAUGGGGGAAUGGCGACAACAUCCACUGAGAUCGAGCUGCCAGACGUGGAGCCAGCAGCCUUCCUCGCCCUGCUCAAGUUCCUGUACUCGGACGAGGUGCAGAUCGGGCCGGAGACGGUGAUGACCACGCUGUACACUGCUAAGAAGUACGCAGUGCCGGCGCUGGAGGCCCACUGCGUGGAGUUCUUGAAGAAGAACCUGAGAGCCGACAACGCCUUCAUGCUGCUCACACAGGCCCGGUUGUUUGACGAGCCCCAGCUGGCCAGUCUCUGUCUGGAGAACAUCGACAAGAACACGUCCGACGCCAUCAACGCAGAGGGCUUUACAGACAUCGACCUGGACACGCUGAUGGCGGUGCUGGAGCGGGACACGCUGGGUAUUCGGGAGGUGCGUCUCUUCACGGCGGUGAGCCGCUGGUCGGACUCUGAGUCCCAGAGGCAGCAGCUGCAGCCGAGCCCAGAGAACAAGCGGCGUGUCCUGGGCAAGGCGCUGCCCCUCAUCCGCUUCCCACUCAUGACCAUCGAGGAGUUCGCUGCAGGCCCGGCUCAGUCUGGUAUUCUGACGGACAGGGAGGUGGUCAGUCUCUUCCUGCACUUCACGGUGAAUCCGAAGCCACGCGUGGAGUUCAUCGACCGGCCGCGGUGCUGCCUGAGGGGGAAGGAGUGCAGCAUCAACCGCUUCCAGCAGGUGGAGAGCCGCUGGGGGUACAGCGGGACGAGCGACCGCAUCCGGUUCUCUGUGAAUCGCAGGAUAUUCGUGGUUGGGUUCGGCCUGUAUGGAUCGAUCCACGGGCCCACGGACUACCAGGUCAACAUCCAGAUCAUCCACACGGACAGUAACACAGCUCUGGGUCAGAACGACACGGGCUUCAGCUGCGACGGCACGGCCAGCACCUUCCGCGUGAUGUUCAAGGAGCCGGUCGAGAUCCUGCCCAACGUCAACUACACCGCCUGCGCCACGCUCAAGGGCCCGGACUCUCACUAUGGUACGAAGGGGCUGCGGAAGGUGAUCCACGAGGCCUCCACCACCGGGACCAAGACCUGCUUCACAUUCUGCUACGCGGCUGGGAACAACAACGGAACCUCUGUGGAGGAUGGGCAGAUACCAGAGUUCAUCUUCUACACGUAGACACAGAGAGACUGACAGGGGCUGAGGGGAGAGACUGAGAGGAGAGAGUGGCUGGGGGGAGAGAGAGUGGGCAAGAUACCAGAGUUCAUCUUCUACACGUACACUGAGAGGGACUUGGAAGAGAGACAGUUUUCACAUGAGGGGAGAGAUGAGUGUUGCACCCUCAUGGUUUCCAGCAGCAUUCCAUAAACACACGCCUGCAUCUCUGCAUGCAUCAUCUUAUUGACCCUGGGGAUUUCGGCGAGUUCCCCUGCCCCCCCCCCCCCUUUGCAUCUGGCCGUUGCUGUCGUGUAAGGAAAUGGUCCUGGGCAGUCUUGCUGUUCCACAUCACUAACAUUUAUAUAACAAAACUAAACAAAAAGCCUGCGGCUUCCUAAGCAGUGUUCUCUCUGGAGCUUUGCUUGUCCAGCCGGUGUGCGUCCCUGCAAAGCUUCCCAUUGCUGCUCUGGCAUAUCCCUGUCAGUUUCGAAAGAAGAGUUAUACUGUGCUUUGUGAAAUGUGGCUGCUGUGCUGAAUACGAAACUAGUGCGGUGGUCAGCUUCCAGUGAAAUACCAGCACAGUGAACCUGGAACAGCUCAAACGCUUCUGUCUUGCGAGGGGAGUCCGGGUCUGUGUUGGUAACAUCUCCUAAGUGAUUGAACUGAACUGGUACAGGUGCACCCCUAGAGGGACGAGGUGGUGGAACCCCAGAGAUUAGAGAGUUUAUAGCAGCAUGUCAUUUUUUUUAAAUCAAUAAGAAUGUAUCAGCAAUUUCAAUGUGGACCAAAAUCCAUCAGCACUUUGUGUGGGGGGGGGGGGAAUUGAUACUGUACUGGUAAUGUAAACCAAAUUGUAAAAUAAAAAAAAUAUAUAAACCACAGAGCCACCAAAAGUACUGAAGACUAUCAUGAACGAAUGUAAAAAUCAUUAAUAUGAUCAAUGUGUUGAAGUUAACGUGUCUGUAGUUUGCAUCUGCUUUGUGAGUUUAAGAUCUGUACAUACACAUUAAAAAUAGAAACUAUA
Messenger RNA from Polyodon spathula (Mississippi paddlefish), 2731 nucleotides. RefSeq names its product BTB/POZ domain-containing protein 2-like. Gene Ontology annotation, cellular component: P-body; cytosol. NCBI's taxonomy places the organism in Eukaryota, Metazoa, Chordata, Actinopteri, Acipenseriformes, Polyodontidae. The record is from RefSeq and is a predicted model, not a curated record. The transcript has 9 exons. Gene Ontology annotation, molecular function: protein binding. Gene Ontology annotation, biological process: neurogenesis. Bases 16 to 1728 code for a protein of 570 amino acids.